Molecule: messenger RNA, 2079 nt
Organism: Aureobasidium melanogenum CBS 110374
Lineage: Eukaryota; Fungi; Ascomycota; Dothideomycetes; Dothideales; Saccotheciaceae
Product: SPRY-domain-containing protein
Exons: 6
Coding region: 1-2079 (692 amino acids)
Biological process (GO): cell surface receptor signaling pathway; cytoskeleton organization
Cellular component (GO): cytoplasm
Molecular function (GO): protein binding
Source: RefSeq, a predicted model, not a curated record
AUGAGCGAUCCUUACCCGCAUUCUCAAUCUUAUCGUCGCCUGAACCAACCUUUCACAUCGUCAUCGUCGUACGCUUCGGUCGCUGCUGGCGCGGGCUCCCACUCGUCGACCGCCCGUUUCGGCGCCCUCUCACACCUUCUCCACCCUGAAGACGACCCUCCUACCCGCAGCAACAUGGCCUCAACCAAGUCUCAAGACUUGUGGUCUACCAGACCUUAUCUCUCCACCAAGGUCCCUGACCAGGACUCCCCGCCAUCGCCCCCGCUAUUCAUUCGCCCUUCCUACCUUCGCAACUCGCGUCACCUCGAGAGGCUCGAAAAACACCACAACCUAGAACUCGCAGACUUUGAAGAAUUGCGACGACAUCCCCAGGCUGCCUCGUCGUCUCAGGAUCUCUCUGCCAACAUCGGCAGUGCCACAAUUCACAGAUCGAGGAAGGAUAUCAUUCAAGAUUAUAUUGCUCGCAACCCUCUCAGGAAUGGCGGCCCAAAGAAAUUGCCUACCUCGUGGAGCGACAUAGACAAGUGGCCUGGACUCGAGUUAUCGGCAGGAGGUACCGAGGUCAAAUUCACUGGCUCUACCAAGACCAGCGAUGAGGCUGCCGCUAUACGCAGUGAUCACCCCAUGCCGAAAGAGGUGGGCAUAUACUACUUUGAGGUCACUGUGUUGUCCCGAGGGAAAGAAGGUCUGAUAGGUAUCGGUUUUUCUGGUCCUAAGGCUAGUCUCAAUCGCUUGCCAGGAUGGGAGCCUGAGUCAUGGGCAUAUCAUGGCGACGACGGCUUCAGCUUCUCUUGCACUGCUAGUGGCAAGCCAUAUGGUCCCAAGUUUGCUGCUUGGGACGUCGUGGGUUGUGGUGUCAACUUCGAGACAGGCAGCGCCUUUUUCACCAAGAAUGGUGUCUUCUUAGGCGAAGCUUUUCACAACGUGAGGGGUGACAAAUUAUACCCAUCCGUGGGUAUGAAAAAGAAUAACGAACAUCUUCGAGUAAACUUCGGUGAUGCUCCGUUCGUGUUUGAUAUCGACUCUCUGAUCGAGAAUCAAAGAAACAGAGUGAAAGCAGACAUCAACAAGACAUCAGCAGACACAUUAGAAACUGCUCGUGAUGAGACAAUGUUGGUGCAGGAGCUUGUGGCGCAAUACCUCGCUCAUGAUGGCUAUGUCGAGACUGCUCGAGCCUUUAACCGCGAAGUUCGAGAUGAGCGAAAACCAUUGAACAUGGACUCUGAUGGCGUGGAAUUGUUCGAUCCUUCACAAGAUCUCCAUGCCAUUCAGCGACAAAGUAUACGUUCAGCCAUCCUGGAAGGAGAAAUCGACAAGGCCUUGAAAUACAUAAGCACAUACUACCCUCAUGUUCUGGAGCGGGAAGAGAACAGAGAUGUCUACUUCAAGCUUCGUUGUCGGAAGUUUAUCGAGAUGAUCUGUCGAGUUAACGACCUUUCGACCAAGGACCCAUUGCAGAUCGCACCCAAAGCAGCUGGCAAGCUACCUUCAAAACUGGCCGAAUCCAAUGGCACGACAUUUGAUCAACAAAUGGAGCUCGAUGACCAACUACACCGAGAAUCACACGCGCCAAUUAUCCCGCCAAUGCCCGUUCCAUCGCCUUUCAACCCCGGCCUCCGCUUCGGUGACGGUGCUAAUGGCGACAGUACGAACGGUGACGGCGCGAACGGUGAUGAUGGGAAAGACGACAAAAUGGAUACAGGGCCCGACAAUUAUCAGCUGAUGUCCUCGUCCACGGAUAGCGAGCAACUACUUGUGGACGCACUCGAGUUUGGUCAAGAGCUAAAGGCUGAAUUUAACGAUGAUCCUCGCCCUGAUGUGAAAAAAGCCCUAGACGACACCUUUGCUCUGAUCGCUUACCAAGAUGCUCGAGAGUCUGUUGUAGGUGGGCUGAUGGAAGGCAAGGGUCGGGUAGAGAUUGCCGAAGAGGUCAACAGCGCAAUACUAGUGUCACUCGGCAAGCCAUCAUCCGCUGCAUUAGAAAAGGUCGUGGCGCAAGCUGAAGUCCUGGUAGACAUGCUGAGUUCGGAAGGCGGAGCUGGCGCAUUUGUCAAUGUAAGAAGGGAUUGCCUACAAUGA